UGUCACGGGCCUACGGAGAGCGAGUGUUACGUGUGCAAGCACUAUCGACACGAGGGUAAAUGCAUUGAAGCCUGUCCUAAAGAUCUAUACGCGUAUUUGUCGAGACGGUGUAUCACGAAGGAAGAAUGCUUGCGAAUGAACAACCCGAGAAGAAAAUUUUACAUGCCGGAUGAAGGGUAUUGGAGACCGUUCAAUGGAUCGUGCGUGACACAUUGUCCGGAAGGCUACGAGGAUGAUAACAACAGUACCACCUGUCGCUCCUGCGUGGAAUGUCGAAAGGUGGGCCACGGAGGCCUGAUUCGUCACAUUUCCGAGGCGCAAAGCUUCCGCGGUAUAACCGUAGUGCAGGGCGCGCUCGAGUUCCAAAUAUGGAACGGGAAUCCGAACAUAAUGAACGAGUUAACCGAAGCGUUCGGCCGGAUCGAGGAGAUCACCGAAUACCUAAAGAUCACCCACUCGUUCCCGAUCACUUCGCUGUCGUUCUUCAAAAGAUUGAGAGUAAUCAAGGGACAGAAGUUGGACAUCAACAACGCCAGCUUAUCAGUUCUCGACAAUCCUAAUCUCUCGAGCUUGUUCUCGCCGGAACAGAAGAUCAGAAUCGAGAACGGCCGACUGUUCUUCCAUUACAAUCCCAAAUUGUGUCUAUCGAAAAUUCAACAGCUCAGCAGAAUGGCGAACAUAUCGAAUUACACCGAUUUGGAAGUGCAGCCGCAGUCUAACGGCGAGAAAGUCGCUUGCGACAUAGUGAAUAUAAACAUAACGGUGCAGAACCUAGGCCCGGAUUACGCAGAUCUAGUCUGGGACAGUUACAAGCCAUCGGAGGGACAACAGCUUCUCAGCUACCUGUUGAAUUACAUCGAGACGGACAACGAGAACAUUACGUACGAGAUGAACGCCUGCGGUGGGUUCAACACCUGGCAGGUAGUCGAUGUCGACAUACCGAAAUGGAACACGACUGUUUCCAAACACAUAGACAAUCUGAAGCCUUAUACUAUGUACGCGGUGUACGUGAAAACGUUCAACGCGAAAAAAGCGAACUUCCUAAAUAAUACUGUGGGCCAGUCGAGAAUUAUAUUCUUCAAGACUAAAAGCACUAUCCCUACGCCGCCGCAAAACGUGGCAUCGAAGCCAGUGAGCGACACGGAUAUUCUCAUCAAAUGGGAACCACCUUUGUAUCCCAACGGACCGAUAGGAUACUACAUGAUCUCCAGUACUCGAGUUUACGAGGACGAUAAUCUGAUAUCUUUCCGCGACUAUUGCAACGACACCCUAGAAACCGAGAUAGAGAACGAGGAAGUGAUACCGGAAGUGACCAUCAAGAUUCCGACGACGGACGACGACGAUUCCUGCUGCCCGAAGGACGUCAGUAAUGUCAAAACUGUCUCGAAGCAAUUCGAGAUCUUCUGCCACGAGAACAUGACCGUCAGCUACAUAUCACCGGGCUGGAAGGAUUACUGCAUCUACAACAACUUCAACUCCGUGGAGAACCGAUUCCACGAAAUAACCAACAACCUGUCGACCUCUCGACCAAAGAACGCCGUCCAAGUCGACGAGACCGCGUUCACUGGGAACUUCGGCCACGAAAAUACAAUCGCGUACAACGUCAGCGCGGAGAACAACUCGUUCGUGAUCAAGAAUCUGCGUCACUAUACGAGAUACAUAAUCAGCGUGACGGCAUGCGGUGUAAAAGUCGACGAGUCCAACAUGUGCUCGUCGAUUCAGUACACGAACGCCAGAACCAAGAAAAAAGAGCACGCGGACGACGUGAAGAAUGUGGAGGUUCACGUGACGAACAACACGAUCGUCCAGGUAUCCUGGGACUUGGUGAAAGACCCGAACGCUCUCACCGUGUCUUACACGAUCGAGUACACGAAUCUCGACGUGAAGAACGCGAAAAAGAGCAGCGAGUGUAUCGCGCGGACUGGACCAAAGGACAUGGUGAACAGUUAUUUCAUUAGAAACCUGAGUCCUGGUAAAUACAGCCUGCGAAUGAGAUCUACGUCGUUGGCCGGCGACGGAUCAUUUUCGGAGGUCGUUUAUUUCUCAAUAGGCAUAACCAGCGCGACGCCGUUUACUCUCAUAACGUUGCUGACCCUCGCAGUUCUGUCCAUAAUACUGAUAAUACUGUUCUUGGUGCUGAGGAGCCAUCGGAAAAGGAAACAGCAAGAGAGACUGAUCGCCAGCGUGAAUCCGGAUUACAUAGAGACCAAGUAUGUAAUCGACGAAUGGGAGGUACCUAUGGAGAGCGUUGAAAUCUUGGAAGAGCUCGGCUUAGGCAAUUUCGGCAUGGUGUAUCGCGGCGUUUACGACAAAACGACGGCAGUCGCUAUCAAGACCAUCUCGAAUACAGCGAGCCAGAGAGAGAAGAACGAGUUCUUGAACGAAGCAUCGGUAAUGAAAAACUUCUCGACUUUCCACAUAAUCAGACUGAUCGGCGUCGUGUCCAUCGAGAAUCCUCCGUUCGUCGUAAUGGAAUUAAUGGAGAACGGAGACUUGAAAACGUAUUUGCGACGCAUACGUGACACUCAUCUCGUACCAAACGCAUGUAGAAUCAUGAGAAUGGCAGCUGAAAUAGCUGACGGAAUGGCAUACUUGGAAUCGAAGAAGUACGUUCACCGAGACUUGGCCGCUCGAAAUUGCAUGGUAUCGAAGGACCUCGUGUGUAAAAUCGGUGACUUUGGAAUGGCCAGGGACGUUUACGAGACGGACUAUUAUAAAAUCGGUCGGAAAGGACUGUUACCGAUCAGAUGGAUGGCACCGGAGAAUCUCUCUGACGGAGUUUUUACAUCAGAUUCAGACGUAUGGUCGUUCGGUGUCGUCCUGUACGAAAUCUUGACCCUCGCCGAGAUGCCGUACCAAGGUUUCUCCAACGAAGACGUGCUCAGACACGUGUUACGCAAAGGAACGUUGAACAUACCGAGAAAUUGCCCGGAGAACAUCCAUAAAAUUAUGGAAAAGUGCUUUAAAUGGCGACCCAGCGAUCGUCCCACGUUCAUGGAGAUCGUGGGCGAGCUGGAGCCGUUCCUGGGACAAGACUUCUACGAGAAGUCGUUCUACCAUUCGAUGGAGGGUGUCGAGAGUCGUAAUUCGGGUAUAAAGAAGCCGUACCAUCACGCGGCGCCCGUCAGAUUUCAUUGGGGCAACGAAACGGCCAGGUGGGUCAAAGAAUUCGAGGACAACGUGACGCUGUUGGAUCAGACGAAAGCUGGGACCAGCAGGGGACGGAUAUUCAAGAACGGUUUCCAGCAUUUCGGUAACGUAGCCAACAUGGAAGACGUAUCGCUCGAUCGAUGAGAAUGUUCAACGUUUUAAUACGUAAGGACGUAGCUUCCGUUUUCCAGCGAGACGAAUCAUAUUAAAAGAAUGGACCAUCUUUCGAUGCCACGAUUCGAUGCUCUUGGAAAGGAACAAGAAAUCUAAUGGCGCAUGUAGAGAUACGAGUUAAUUAUUUAAGACAAGACUAAGAAUUGAUAUCAAGGUGCAUCUUAAUUUCCAGUGAUUUCCCUAACAAAUUUUAUUAAUUCUCAGUUUCUUAAUUUCAAAACGAGAAUCCGAAUAAUUCUAAAAAUGCAAAUCUUGUCGCAAUUAUUAUUUCUGACAAGACUAAGAAUUGAUAUCAAGAAAAUGUAAUUUAAUUUCGAAUAAUUAUUGAUUUCCUUGAUAAGCUGAGUUUCCUAAUUCCAAAACAAGAAUCACAAUACUUUUUAAAAUCUUAUACUUUCAUAAAAAAUAAUUUCAUUUUCAUUCAUUAAAUCAGUAUUGUUCCUUGUUACUCGAUUAUUUUUAUGAAUUUUCCUAAUGUGCUUAAGCGAAUUAAUUAAAUUAUAAGUCAGAUUCUAGUUACGUUACCAGUUGCGUUUUACAAGAUGCACAUGAAUUACACAUGAGAAAAAGAACGCGAGCUGCAUGCUAACGGAAUUUCGAUGGACUGAAUCUGAAAGCUUAGGUUUAAGGUAUCACGUUUUGAAGCUCGAAAUUCAAACGAUUCGUUAUACGAUGAAUACUACCAGGAAUUGAAGGGUUUUAUAAUCCCCUAUAUAACACAUGCACAUAAUUCGAUUUCCAUUCCGAUCCCAUUAUUAACUGCAAAUAGUAGAAACUGAUUAAUCGUAGUCUCACUCACAGAAUCGAGAAAUUAAAAAUGAUUUCUCUAUUCGUACAUGAUACUUAACCAAAACCAACAAGAGACGUUCAAUACUUGUUGGCUCCCAAUGUAUAGAAUGAGAAAAUGAGGAAGAUUGGGAGACAUAGUCCUAUAUUUUAUACAGACCAUGUUACCUUAAGAAGACAAGUUAUACUAAUUCUAAGUAAGAAAGGUUAUUCUAUCUAUAUAAAAUAACUCAUUCAACCAGCGUGCAACUAUUUAAAUAAUUCCGAUUGUGUUUUUCCUGUUUAUUUAAGAAUACCGUACGGAUACUCCCUUACGAUUUUUAUUACUAUUAAUUUUAUGAAUCCCGCACGUCUAAAUUCCAAUAGAAUUCAUUUGAAAAACAACAUAUUGGUAAAACAUUCCUUAAGAUUUUUAAGUUUCAAGAUUCGAACAGAUAAUAUAAUAUUAACGUAUAAAAUAAAACAGCCAUUGGAAUUGAAACGUGCAUUAAUUUUCACGUGGGAACCUAUUCGCAGUAUACCCAGUUUACAUGUUAAGUAGGAAAUAAGUUAUUCGUUUAAUGUAAGAUAGCAAGAGAUGCUACGUCGUAGCAAAUGUCGAUGAUUUUUCGUUUACACACUCGAAGCAAUAGAAAAUAGCGAUAAAGGAAAUAAGACGAUUUUCCUCUUUCCAUAUAAGCGAACUUCUUGCUACUUGAUUUAUGAAUACAUAUACAUAUAUAAAAUAAUAAUACAUAAGAUUAGAGAAAGGAAUCUCAGUUUUGAACCUCGGGUACUUUCGCGUACCAUAAUUUAUUAUUGACGACUUGGACCCUUGGAAAACUCGGUUUUUCAAAAUCCUUCGAUAUUUCAAAGUGCUCUCUCGGAAUAAUUAUUGGAUACGUAUUAACAAUAAGAGAUAUCACCUAAUUGUGUUGCAACUAUUCCAAUUGAAACUGAUUGGAGUUUAUACAGUGUGAUUUACCAGAUUUUACCACCUGGAUUUUCGUCGUAAUUUUUAUACACAGCAAAGAAUAAAUGAUAUUGAAUCCUUUUAAAAAAAAAUGAUUGAUGACCUUCAUAUCUCUACUACGUGUCUACCUACGAACUAGCUUGAAACACCAGAACGUGCCUCUCUCAAAACCAUUCAACAUUGCCUAUGAACAUUCUUUGCUGCUUACAUGAAUAACGAUGAAAAUCGAGGUGGUAACCUGGUGGACCACCGUGUAUAAAAUAAGAUGAAGGGCAUAUGAAGAUUUCUGAAAUUCCGAGUACGAUCGACUGUAAGGAGAAACCAAAAUCCAGACGUCUCUUUAAGAAACAUUAUUCUUACUCAUAAAGCUCCUGCCACGCUGUGUCUUCCAAGACAGAGACUACAUAAUGAAUUGUUUUAAUAUUUAUACACGGUCGUACGCCAUUAUCCAUGUUAUUGAUCCAAAGAAAUAAUUAUAACGUCAAAUUUAAGAGAAACAAAUUCGAUCCAAUAAAAUUGACAUUUGGAAAAAAUUUGAUAAUGGAGACCGUACCUUUGUUAACCCAUAAUGAGUUAAGUCGUCGUCCUCACCCCUAGCGAAAAGAUAAACAAGAGUAUUAUUAUUAAGAAUGAAUGGAAAAAUGAAUACACGAAUCGAUUUUUGUUAGAACGAUGCACGUGUGAGUAAAUGAAACGUCGUAUGAUUACGGAGAAUUUUAACGUACAUAAGUGUAAAAGUUAAGACAUAUAAAAAUCGAAAGUGGUUCUGAGAACUCGAAAACGUCGUACCUCGAUUAAUUCGAAUUAGACCACUGCGUUAUUUAAUUAAUUAGACAUUUACUUUUAUUCGAUACAUAAGCUUUGAAUGUAAUUUGAAACGAAAAUACUAAUUAUAUGUUGUUUGUUGCUAUAUUUAAUGGUUACUGUUUUUAUUCAAGGAGAAUUGGUACUUGUUGGUAAAAUGGACAAGUUUGAGUAUUUCAUAUCGUAUUAUUAAUGAGAG
Messenger RNA from Ceratina calcarata, 6065 nucleotides. Its product is annotated as insulin receptor. The record is from RefSeq and is a predicted model, not a curated record. Gene Ontology annotation, biological process: cell surface receptor protein tyrosine kinase signaling pathway; positive regulation of kinase activity; protein phosphorylation. Lineage: Eukaryota; Metazoa; Arthropoda; Insecta; Hymenoptera; Apidae. The transcript has 4 exons. Gene Ontology annotation, molecular function: transmembrane receptor protein tyrosine kinase activity; ATP binding; protein binding. Gene Ontology annotation, cellular component: plasma membrane; signaling receptor complex. Bases 136 to 3294 code for a protein of 1052 amino acids.